AUGUUCGAGUGGCGAGGGCGAGGGUGGAGCGAAGGCAAGGAGGAGGAAGAAGAAGAAGAAGAGGAAGAAGAGGAGGAAGAAGAAGAAGAAGAGGAAGAAGAAGAAGAAGAAGAAGAAGAAGAAGAAGAAGAAGAGGAAGAAGAAGAAGAAGAAGAAGAAGAAGAAGAGGAGGAAGAAGAAGAAGAGGAAGAGGAAGAGGAAGAAGAAGAGGAAGAAGAAGAAGAAGAAGAAGAGGAAGAAGAAGAAGAAAAAGAAUUGAUUGUCCAUGUAGCUGAGAAACAUAAUUUGAAAAUACCAGAAGCUGACUACCAAUGUAAGUUUUGUGAUAAAACGUUUGGGAAAAAGAUAAUUUUGUAUAAACAUUAUAUCGAACAUGCCAAUGGUCAAUGGGUGUGUAUGACUUGUGGUAAAUUUUUGAAAAGUGAAGAAGAAUAUACAUCUCAUCUUGAAAAGCACAAAGAAAACAAAAAGUGGAAGUGUGAACGCUGCAAUGAAUCUUUCACUCGAAGACAACAGUAUUUUAUGCAUAUGAAGGAUCAUGAAAAGUACAAAUGCCAAGAAUGUGGUGAAUGUUUUGCUUCAAAGAGCAAAUACAGGGACCACAAACAAGUUGUGCAUGAUAUUAGAAGCGUGGAGCGUAGACAUCAAUGUUCUGAAUGUGGGCAAAGGUUUUCGCGUCCCACACUUCUGAUGCUGCAUUUCCGUAUUCACACAGGGGAGAAACCUCACGAGUGUAAAGAGUGUGGAAAGAAAUAUCACACUCCUAGAGGUUAUGCACAACAUCUUCAUUCAUCUAUGCACCAAAAACCUGAAAUUCAGGAGGCAUCUUUAAAAACAAUGAAAUGUCAAGAAUGUGAAUUAGAGUUUGCCACAAAACACUUGUUGGACAGGCAUGUUCUGCGUGCUCAUAAACAAGAAAUGUCCUUUAAGUGUGAAUACUGUGACCAGCGCUUCAAUUGUAAAGAAAACAUGAAACGUCACUUUGCUCUUCAUACGGAAGAGAGACAGUUUGUAUGUGAACAUUGUGCAGCAGCUUUUCAUUCAAUGAAUGCCCUUAAAGAUCACAUUUCCUAUGUACAUUCUGUUGUGAGAGAAUUCAUAUGUGCCAAGUGUGGAAUGUCAUUCAAAAGGAAUAGUGGGUUGAACCGCCACAUGGCUUCUCACUCUGAGGAUCGUCCUUUUGUGUGUUCUUGUGGAAUAUCGUACAAACGCUCUUCCCAUCUUCGGAGACAUAAAGAGACGUUUCAUGGAGAAGUUUUAAAGAGUCAAAAGUUAGUGCGCCUAAAACAAGAUGAAUCUGGUACAUUUGUUCCGGUUGAAGACACACAGCAAGGGAAGGAAAACAGGAGAAAGAAAAAGCAGGCAGAGAAUGUGGAACAAGAACAGGAACCAAUAGUUAUUGAGAAAAAUGGGGCAAACAAGAUUCUGGUGGUGUCUUUACCAAAUGGCCAUCCUUCUCCUCCAGCACCACCCCCACCACCUGCCCCGCCCCCUCUUCCCUCUUCCCUUUCUUCUCCUCUUCCUUCACCCUCUGUUUCUCCUUCAGAGCUUGCAUCUUCUCUGCAAUCCUCUUCAUCGCUGGAGCCCUCUGAUUCCCUUAAAGGAAAAUUGAAAGCCCUUGGUACCAUUUUGCCUUUGGUGGAUUCUACAGAGGUGGAACACUUUCAGGAGCUCUGUGAUAGAGAAAACAUUAUUAAUGCUAACAUAAACCUUGAGAGUGAUGAAUUGACAACAAUAGCUGAUGCAACUGAAAUAAGUGAUACAGAUGAAAGUCGAACAUCUACUUUCUCUGGGAAUAUAUUACAUACAAUUGUUUCAUACAACAUGACUGAUUUUCCUACCUCCCUAGCGUCUGUGCCUAGUGCAGAAUCUCAACUUGUGUUCACAAGUUCAGUUCCUGUGUCAUCCAUUAAUAUUGAUCGCUCUCACAAGGUCCUUACAUUAACAUUUGACCCUCUUUUAAAAUCUGGGACAGGCCUAAAACAUUCGGAAUCCUUUUCUCCAGAGAAAAAUAACUCUGGUGAGGGGGAAAGUUCUCUGUUGCUAGACCCAAGUGUUUCUUCUCACUUGGCAUUAGACAGUAUAUCUGAUUCUUUGUACGUGCCAAGUAUCACUCUGGAUCGUGCACCUACAUUGAUAACAUCUUCAGACACUGUAUUAAGUAAUAGUGCUGUACCCUUGCCUUCUGAUGACACAACUCUUAACAACUCUCUCAUUUCAUCUUCAGAUUCUUCUACGAUGGGGAAUUCCUCUGCUCUUUUCAAUUCAGUGGAUGCUACAUUUGGAACAUUACAACAUUCAGAAGUUUUGUUAAAUAUGCAAUCUCAUAUUGACUCCCAACAUUUAGUCUCUCCAUAUUCUUUGUCCAAUAACUUAAAUAUUAGUGUAUCAGAUUGUGAGUCUCUUCUUUCUUCUCAAAACAGUCACAGUCAAGCAUCUCCUUCAAUGAUAUUAACACAAGAGACUGAAGAAUCUAUUGGCUUAGAUGGUGAGACAAUUGCUAUUUUGCCAGAUUAUUUACAUCCUAAUUUUUCUUUUUUAAAUGUAUAACUCAAAAAGACAUUGGCAAUCUCAUGUAUACGUUUAAAAGGAAAUAGAAUAAAUUAGUAGAAGUCACGUAGCAUUAAUAAGUACCUGGUAUAUACUAUUCUAAUAAAUUAGGUGAUAUCUGGCAUUACUGAUUAUCACAAUAACGUGUAUAUUUUAAUAAGGAUAAUUUUUCAUUUUCAAAAAGUGUUGGUAUUAAUGUAAUAUAUAUGUCGGGCUCAGAAGCAAAUUAGUUAUUUCAAAUGUAAUGAAGAAUUGUCUACCAUGGCUCUUUUCAACGUUCAUGACUUUAUUAUUAUUAUUAUUAUUAUUAUUAUUAUUAUUAUUAUUAUUAUUAUUAUUAUUAUUAUAGUUCAAAAGUUAAAAUAAAAAUCCUCGUUAUUUUUUACACAAAAAUUUUUGAUUUUUAUUUAUCUCUUCAGUCCAAUUAUUUUUUUAACAUAAAUUAAACCUGUACAAAAUGUAAAGGGUUAUGUUACUUAUGCAGACAUGCAAUAAUGUGUGCUGAUAAAGCAUUUCAUUUUCAGAAAUAAAAAUUUAUUUUAGUAAGGAAAUGUAUGACUGAUAUUGCUGUUUUUAUAUAAUAAAAUAAUAGGGAUUUGUCUGUUUAUUUAUAAUCUUUUUUCAUGUAAAUUAUGAUACUUAAAAUAGUAUGGUGCUGAUGAAAUUCAAAAAGAAGUUUGCAAAACUUGUAUUAUUUGGAGAAAAACUAUCAUAGUAUUGCAUAUAGAAAUAGUAUCUUUUAAAUACAGUAGAAUAGAACCGUACAUGAAUCGCAAAUUAAUAUUAUAUUUAAUAUCAUCCUCAACUUUUAAAGUUGAGUGUUGUAAAUAAUGGCAAAGUUGCUGAUAGUGACAUACCGUUGGUGAGUGAAAAGCAGUAUUGAACAAUGUAUUUCUAUACCAAGAACAGUAUUUGCAGAGCAGUGGGUUGUGGGUUCUGUGUAAAUGAAUGUAUGUGAUUGUAUAUGAGAAAAGAAUGCUCGUUAGAUUGUUAACAUUGCUCCUGCCUUACCUUGUGGUACAAACAUACAAAUUGAGUGCAUAAAAAAUAUAUAUUCAUACUCUCAUUAUUGUGCAUUUAUAAAGAAUAUUCUAUGAGGUGUAAGGCUGUGCCAAAUAUUUUUCAGAGUGUUACCAAUUGUAUAUAUUUAUUUAAUGUGAAAUAUACAUUUCAAGUAUGUAAUGUACUUUUACUACAUACAAAGAAUUUAUGAAUUGAAUUUGUUUUGUUUCUUUCCUGGUACUCCAUCCUUUCUUUUGGGUAUUAUAUCUCUUUCCAACCUCUUGCCUAAACUGUUAUUCACCUAAGCAAUUAUUCAUAAGUGUAAAACAUUAAAUUGUUUGUAGGAACAUGGCAUUGUUAAUGAAUGAGAGAAGU
Molecule: messenger RNA, 3927 nt
Organism: Gryllus bimaculatus (two-spotted cricket)
Lineage: Eukaryota; Metazoa; Arthropoda; Insecta; Orthoptera; Gryllidae
Source: the annotation of a GenBank genome assembly